Molecule: messenger RNA, 4919 nt
Organism: Esox lucius (northern pike)
Lineage: Eukaryota; Metazoa; Chordata; Actinopteri; Esociformes; Esocidae
Gene: smarcc1a
Product: SWI/SNF related, matrix associated, actin dependent regulator of chromatin, subfamily c, member 1a
Exons: 26
Coding region: 69-3365 (1098 amino acids)
Biological process (GO): positive regulation of DNA-templated transcription
Cellular component (GO): npBAF complex; nBAF complex; SWI/SNF complex
Molecular function (GO): histone binding; nucleosomal DNA binding
Source: RefSeq, a predicted model, not a curated record
UGUUCGAAAACUUGCAUGGUGCGUGACGCGGAGAAGGAGCGAAAUAGCAGCGGACAGGACAAGAAACAAUGGCGACAGCGGCAACUGCAGCGGGUGGAACGGGCUCAGGGGGCCCAGCAGCCGGACCAGUGGGCCUUGGAACCGCGGUAGGCCGCAAGAAAGAUGGAGGUCCGUCCUCAAAAUACUGGGAGAGCGCAGAAACUGUCUCUCAGCUCGAUACGGUUCGCCAAUGGAUCGGGAAACACUACAAAAAGUAUGUACAGGCAGACUCUCCCUCCAAUAAGUCCCUGGCAGGUCUGGUGGUGCAGCUGCUUCAGUUCCAGGAAGAUUCUUUUGGCCGGAGGGUCAACAACCCUGCCCUCACCAAGUUACCUACCAAGAGCUUCCUGGACUUCAAGGCAGGUGGCGCUCUGUGUCACAUCCUGGGCUCGUCCUACAAGUUUAAGAGCGAGCAGGGCUGGCGUAGGUUUGACUUGCAGAACCCCUCCAGGAUGGACAGAAAUGUGGAGAUGUUCUUGAAUGUAGAGAAGACUCUGGUUCAGAAUAACUGCCUGACCCGGCCAACUGUGUUCCUGGUACCUGACAUGGACCAGAAGCAGGCCAAUAAGCUGAAGGACAUCAUCAAGAGGCACCAGGGCUCCAUCACUGAGGACAAGUCAAAGGCCACUCAUCACAUCUAUCCCUCUCCAUCACAGCAGGAGGAUGAGGAGUGGCUGCGUCCUGUCAUGCGUAAAGACAAGCAGGUGCUAGUGCACUGGGGCAUGUAUCCAGACAGCUAUGACACCUGGGUGUCCACCAGCGACGUUGAUGGGGAGGUGGAGGACCCGCCCACCUCAGAGAAGCCUUGGAAGGUGCAUGCCAAGUGGGUCCUGGACACAGAUGCUUUCAACGAGUGGAUGAAUGAGGAAGACUAUGAAGUGGACGAGAACAAGAAGACUGUGAGCUUCCGCCAGAGGAUCUUCCCACGGGAGGAGGAGUCUUCCCGUACAUCCGAUCGUAAGGAGCGCAAGGCCAAUGCCGCCGGCAAGAAGAGGAGGCGCUCUCCGUCUCCCCCAACCACGCCAGUCGAAUCCCGCAAAAAGGGCGGCAAGAAGGGGAACCCCGGGCCUCACUGGAAGCGUCGUGGCCACCGUGGCGAGGAGGAGGAGGAGGAAGACCUGACCAAGGACAUGGAAGACCCCUCGCCUGUCCCUGGUGUGGAGGAAGUCAUGCUGCCCAAGAACAUAAACCCUAAGAAAGACAGCGAGAACACCCCUGUGAAGGGAGGGGCGGUGGCUGAUCUUGAUGAACUAGAGGACGACUCGGUGGUCUCUGGGGGCAAGGAGGAAGAGGAGCAGGGCAAGGCCGAGGUCAACCGCCUCAUUGACUCUAGCGAGGACAACGUGACAGAGCAGACCCACCACAUAAUCAUCCCCAGCUACGCUGCCUGGUUUGACUACAAUUGUAUCCAUGAGAUUGAAAGGCGUGCAUUGCCUGAGUUCUUCAAUGGCAAGAACAAGUCCAAGUCCCCAGAGAUAUACCUGGCUUACCGCAACUUCAUGAUCGACACCUACCGGCUCAACCCCCAGGAGUACCUGACCUCCACCUCCUGCCGCCGAAACCUGACGGGAGAUGUGUGUGCUGUCAUGAGGGUCCAUGCAUUCCUGGAGCAGUGGGGUCUGGUGAACUACCAGGUGGAUGCUGAAAGCCGGCCGCUCCCCAUGGGGCCCCCACCCACCCCCCACUUUAACGUGCUGGCUGACACCCCAUCUGGCCUGACACCAAUGCACCACCGCCCCCCACAGAUCCCCCCUAGCCAGCAGAUGCUUAACUUUCCAGAGAAGGGAAAGGACAAGCCGUCUGACCUGCAGAACUUUGGCCUGCGCAACGACCUCUACUCCAAGAAGAACCCCAAAAGUAAAGGGACCAGCGGUGGCAGGGAGUGGACUGAGCAGGAGACUCUGCUCCUAUUAGAGGCUUUGGAGAUGUACAAGGACGACUGGAACAAGGUAUCAGAGCAUGUGGGCUCACGCACCCAGGACGAGUGUAUCCUGCACUUCCUCCGCCUGCCCAUCGAGGACCCCUACCUGGAGAACUCAGAGUCGUCCCUUGGGCCCCUGGCCUACCAGCCUGUCCCUUUCAGCCAAUCGGGCAACCCUGUCAUGAGCACCGUGGCCUUCCUGGCCUCUGUUGUGGACCCCCGUGUGGCCUCCGCUGCAGCCAAGGCAGCUCUGGAGGAGUUUAGCCGUGUCCGUGAGGAGGUACCAGCAGAGCUGGUGGAGGCCCAUGUGAAGAAGGUGCAGGAGGCGGCGCGCAGCACAGGCAAGGUAGACCCUGCCUUUGGCCUGGAAAGCAGCGGCAUUGCUGGAACUGCCCCUGAGGAACCUGAAAAGACAGAACCAGCAGAAGCCGAGAAGAUGGACACAGACUCCGACUCCCAGCAUCCUGAUAAGGGUGAGUCAAAGGACGAGGCAGAGAAGCCCGGUGAGUCAGCCGAGAAGCCAUCCGAGGCAGAGAAAGUGAAGAGUGAGACGACCGAACAGUCGGAGGAAGGCGAGAGUGACGGAGGAGAGGACAAGGAUGCAGCUGUCUGUGCCUCAUUUUCAGAUAAAGACAAGGAAGAAGCCAUGGAGACGUCGGAGGAGAAGGAGGAGGACCAGGGAACCACAGAGGAGGAGAAGAGGCGGAAGCUGGAGCCGGAUGGAGGGGAAGGGAACAUUGCCACUGCAGCUGCUGCGGCCCUCGCCUCUGCCGCCACCAAGGCCAAGCAUCUGGCCGCGGUGGAGGAGAGGAAGAUCAAGUCUCUGGUGGCUCUGUUAGUGGAGACUCAGAUGAAAAAGCUGGAGAUCAAGCUCCGACAUUUUGAAGAGCUGGAGACCAUCAUGGACCGAGAGAAAGAGGCUUUGGAGUUGCAGAGGCAGCAGCUGCUGACAGAGCGCCAGGCCUUCCACAUGGAGCAGCUGAAGUAUGCUGAGAUGAAGGCCCGCCAGCAGAUGGAGCAGCAGCAGGCCAACGCAGCAGCCCAGGGCCCCAGUCCUGGACCCCACCACGGGCCCCCAGGGCCCAACAUGCACCAUGGGCCCCCUGGACCACCCCACCACGGACCCCCUCCCGCCAUGCACCCUGGACAUGGCCCCACCGGACCUGGGUUCCCCCCCAUGGGGCACCACUCUAUGGGCCCCCACCACUCACAACAGACAGGACCAGUAGGAGGGCCUGGUCAGCCCAUGCCAGGGCGCAUGAUGCCAGGCCCCCUAAUGGGCCCCCGCCAUCCUGGAGCUCCCAACGGCAUGUAUGCUGGCCCCCCGCCUGUCCAGCCUGAUGCCAUGCCCCCGGCGCCCGUAGGACCACAAGCGGCUGUCCCAGCACGAGUUGCUGAUAACUAAAAACCCCUCCCCCGAAACCCCUCACGCCUCACAACCUCAGCUCAUUGGUGGCUUUGCUACUGGCUGGGUGUUUUCUCACAUCCCAAAACUUCUCCUGGCUUACACACACACACACACACACACACACACACACACACACACACACACACACACACACACACACCCCUCCCACCCACCCAGGGCACAGCGUCCAGGGGGCUGUGUAUCUGUACCCCUUGUCUAGUAAGAACACUGUUUUGUCCUCACUCAGUUUGCUAUGGGGCUGAUGAGAUGGUAGGUUAGAGAGAUCCCCUCCUGGUCACUUUGAGCAUAUAUUGUUGUUCUCUAUUUAAAAGAAUAUAAAACGAAUUCUGGAAGAAUAUAGGAAAAUGCCCUCUUUUUUCCCCCUUGUUUCCGUCUUACUCUUUUAUAAUGAUAUGGUAGUCUCCUGUUAGCUCUGCUGCCUCCCUGCCUUCUUACCCCAACACAACACCAGGGGGAGCUAGUUGAGUUUAAAGGCUAGUUCAUCAUUUCAGGGACCUGUGUGUUGGACACUGUAACUGAAUAGGACCACAAGGGGUUCUACCACACACAGACACUGAGGGGGCCAGCAACCCUCCCCUCACACACUUGUCUCAAUGAGAAUCUACCUCUCCACUUUGCUCUUCUAAAGUGAAACACUGUAGUCAGAAGUGUGUGUGUGUGUGUGUGUGUGUGUGUGUGAGAUACAGAACAUUGUGUGCACAGAGACAAGGGUGUUUGAUGACUGUCUGCUUGACUGCUCCGCCCCUCUUAUGGCAUGGGUCACACCACCGAUCGAAGAGGGUGUCUACAGGGCCCAUAACUCGUACCAGCCCUCCCUCUAUUCACACAUGGCCAGCCCCCACCAUUCAGGCGUAGCAUUGUAACACACACACUUUGAUGAACCCUGCUCUAGUGCACUGAAGGCUGCGCUCUCUCACACACAGGCCUAAUCUCCCACUGACCUUCAUCCAUUAUUUUAGUGAGCUAAAUAUGGUGAUCUAGCUUCAGUCACAAUAUGCUCUUCCUCUGUGGUGGAGUGGGCUUCUAGCUGUUCAGGUGCUGAUAAUGUAGCUACUUACCCUGCGUACCGCUACCUCUCGUCAUCCAUUUCCAUUCAUUUCAAUGCCCCUCACAUCACUUCUCUGCUAGCACUGUCGUCUUCCCGCAACCUCUUUUACCUCCCUUGUCUGUCUGCUACCUCUCUAGAAGUCCUCAUGUUCUCUGCUGGCUACCUCUGCUCUGUGCACCCCUCUGCUACCUCUAGUACCCGUCUCUGACUUGCUGCCCAUGUGACUGCUGCAUUACCGCUCCCUCAGGUAGAAGAACACACAUCUCUCACAUACUUCCUUAUUUUACAUCUUUCCAUGCUGUUAACAAACAUGAUGGGAACCCUCUUAUAUGGCUUUUGUUGUUUUAUGGUAAUGUAUUUUAAGAAUAAAUUUUGUGUAGGUUGAGUUCUUUGUUCUUGGAAGUUUGUAGCAUUAUUGUUUUUUUUAUUCAGGUCUUGGUACUUUGACCUGGACGAUGUCUAAUAAACUUUUUGUAUCAAGG